Paralichthys olivaceus (Japanese flounder) is the source of this 1149-nucleotide messenger RNA. RefSeq names its product proline rich 15 like b (gene prr15lb). NCBI's taxonomy places the organism in Eukaryota, Metazoa, Chordata, Actinopteri, Pleuronectiformes, Paralichthyidae. The record is from RefSeq and is a predicted model, not a curated record.
GUGUGUGUGUGUGUGUUUGAGCAGGGUGUGUGCUCGAGUAGAGAGGGACAAGGUCAGAGAGCGAGAGGCACAGAGGAAGAGAUGCUGCACCUGUGCACGAUCACCUGAGGAGAACUACAAUAAAAAGUCAAACACAAAGAGAGGAUCACAAAGAGACGGUAAACAUGGAGCUGCAGUCCCACAUCUGAGAGAACCUGCUUCAGCCGGCUCGUUGUCAACAAGGUCCGUCCUCCGGUCUCUGUUGGUGCCAUGGCCGAACCAAGCUGGUGGAAGCUGACCUUCUCCCGCAAGAAGAAGUCCGAGUCCAAGGUUCUGUACGAGAUCCCGGCCGAGUACGGCAUCAACACCGGGAACAAAGAGCACUCGAGCAAUAACCCCCCCGCAGACCACACGGACAGCCAGUUCAACGCCAGAUUGGAGAAGAUCGUGGACAAAUCUGCCACCAAGGGCCGCCAUGUCAAGGUGUCCCACUCCGGCCGCUUCAAGGAGAAGAAGAGGGUCCGCGCCACGCUGGCCGAGAACCCCAGUCUGUUCUCAGAGCACAGCCUCAGCGACGAGAACCACAAAAAGAAGACUGACAAAUAAGUGCACCUGCGACCAAAAGGCUCAUACUUGAUCACAACCGUGUCAUAUGUCCGUGUGUCACUUCGGACGAAGGCUAAACACAACCACGUCGCUCCACAUGUACAAGGUGGACAAUCACUUGUUAGCAGGCACCACACCCAGGUAGAUACUGUUACCAAUGGACUCACACCUAAACAAACAGGUGGUAUCAGCAGACGACCAUUAAACAUUCACAGAGCGGAGCGGAGGAGAAACACUUUCCUUUGGAUUGAAAUCAGAAAUGUACGUGUCAUGAAGGAGAAGAAGGAAAACUCUGCCCGAGCAGCGUCAUGAUUAUUAAACAUUAUUGUAAUUCAUGUUUUCAUCUUUUGUGUUUGUAGAGUUUUGGAUUGUAAGUUAAUUUUUUUAUGUCCAAUAUUCAAUCAGUGACGUGUGUGUGUGUCUGUGUGUGUGUCUGUGUUGUGCAACCAAAGCACUGGAAAUUUUUAUUACGUUUUUGAGACUUGAUUUCAACAACUGGAAUCCGCAAGAAGAAAAUAACGUGUUUUGUUUUUAAUAAACGUGUCUGGAUGCGUUAAUACGAAA